This is a messenger RNA of Cladophialophora psammophila CBS 110553, 534 nucleotides long. RefSeq lists its product as uncharacterized. The coding region runs from base 1 to 534 and encodes 177 amino acids. The record is from RefSeq and is a predicted model, not a curated record. Lineage: Eukaryota; Fungi; Ascomycota; Eurotiomycetes; Chaetothyriales; Herpotrichiellaceae. The transcript has 2 exons.
AUGGCGACAGAAGUCAUCGUGCGCGAAUCGCGCCGGCGGUAUAUCUGGCCCGAAGUACAGCUGAAUCUAUGGAUAUUUAUUGUGUUGGCCGGGUCGUCGACUGUGCUGGGCAUCAAUGCGUGGUUCAUCGCCGUGCAGGACCAGCUGAGGAUCGGAGUUCCGUGGCUAUUCCCCUUCGCCGUCAUCUGCGGCUCGCUCACCAUCAUCUUCCUCAUCGUCAUCCUCAUCCUCGCCGCCCGCCGGUUACUCAUCCCGGGCAUCAUCCUCCUGGGCAGCUUUGUCCUCUUCGUGCUGUGGGUGACGACCCUGAUAGAGACCGCCAUCCAACUGUACGGCGACGGCAACGUCAACAGCAACUGCAGCAACUUUGUGCAGAACCAAGAAUACCACGGCGUGUCGAUAGAGACACUGGCCUGGCUCACGCAGAGCAACAUCUGCGCGUGUUGGAAGGCCAGUUUUGCGUGGAGCAUAAUACUGGCCGUGCUGUUUCUGUGGAUGAUGAUACUGAGUUGGCAGGUGCAGAAUUAUGACUGA